AUGACACUGAGAUCUGACACCAAUCGUUCCCCAGGUUCCUACGCAGGAGCAGUAAUCGCCAUGCCUCUAGCUGGAGUGCUUGUUCAGUAUGUCGGAUGGUCUUCGGUCUUCUAUAUCUACGGUGUUUUUGGGAUCCUGUGGUAUGUCAUGUGGCUCCUGCUGGCAUAUGGAAGUCCUGCUGAGCAUCCCACUAUCACAGAGGAGGAGAGGACGUACAUCGAGACCACCAUCGGUGAAACAAUGCGCCAACUGAGUGUGACUGAGAAAUUCAAGACUCCGUGGCGUCGCUUCUUUACCUCCAUGCCUGUCUAUGCCAUCAUCGUGGCCAACUUCUGCCGCAGCUGGACCUUCUACCUGCUCCUCAUCAGUCAGCCGGCAUAUUUUGAGGAAGUCUUUGGCUUCCCCAUCAGCAAGGUGGGGCUCCUGUCCGCUGUCCCCCACAUGGUGAUGACAAUUGUAGUUCCUAUUGGAGGACAGCUAGCUGACUUCUUACGCAGUAACAAAAUCAUGUCUACAACGAAUGUGAGGAAACUCAUGAACUGUGGAGGAUUUGGUAUGGAGGCGACUCUGCUCUUGGUGGUCGGGUUUUCUCACACUCGAGGCAUUGCCAUCUCUUUCCUAGUUCUGGCUGUAGGAUUCAGUGGAUUCGCCAUCUCAGGUUUUAAUGUCAAUCAUUUGGAUAUUGCUCCUCGCUAUGCCAGCAUCCUAAUGGGCAUUUCUAACGGGGUGGGAACGCUAUCUGGAAUGGUUUGUCCUUUGAUUGUCGGAGCCCUGACUAAAAACAAGACUCGUCUGGAAUGGCAGCAUGUCUUUAUUAUUGCGUCCAUGGUGCAUUACUCAGGGGUCAUUUUCUACGCGAUCUUUGCUUCGGGAGAGCAGCAGGACUGGGCCAACCCUGAGAACAUCAGUGAGGAUAAAUGUGGCAUUAUUGAUGAGGAUGAGCUGGCUGAAGAGUCAGAGCUCAACAGCGAGAGCAUGAUGGCUCCCAAAAAGAGUUACGGAACCACAGACAAUUCAUCUGGUCGAAAACAGGGCUGGAAAAAGAAGAGAGGGGUGACUAUGCAAGAGGAGGAGGAACAUUGUGGGAAUGGCGACUACCAGGACCGGUACCAGUGAGACGUCCCGUGGGGCAAAGGACUUCCAAAAUAUCCAAAUCUGGUCACAGCUGAAGGUUUGAUGUCAGAAACAUUGGAGAAGUGACAGAAGCAGCAGCAUCAUAUUUACCUCAAGGUGGCCCUUUUUCAUUUUUGGUCAAUACUCCAGUUUAACUGUGAUGUACUGUAAUGUCCACAGAAAAUAGUUAUGUGUAAACACAACAUUAAAAAAGUCGAAUAGCUAAAAUCAAACAUAUUAUUUAUUAGAAGCCCAUUGGAGCAACACUAGAAAGAAAGAAACAUCAACAAAUACAGGAUAUAAUCACAACUAGAACAAUAGAUUCAAACUGACACAUACUAUAAUUAGUACUAUAUUAGUAUGAUGAGUAUAAUGAAGCUAAACCAACAUUCAUGAAGAACAUCAGAAACACAUAUCAACUUUCAAACCUGACUUUACUUUUCCAGCAACCUGCGCUGAACGUACUCCGUCUGUGCAAGCAAACGCCGACUGAACUUAUAUGUACUGUGAACCAUGUGAACAGUUUUUGAAAUGUUUAGUGUCAGCUAUGCAACGUGAAAAGAGACGCGCUUCUGGAAUGUAAUAUUGGGUUUGAAAGCAGACCACGGUGUUAAUGUAACGAGCCUUAUUGUGUUUUUUGAUUAUUUGCCGUUGCUGAAUGAUUGCACUCCGUCACCGCUCAGCUCGAUCUCCUUGUCUGAGUAGGUCUUUGCUCACCAUCCAUUUGUAAUGCACUUCUUCCAGCAUUAUGUCAUUUCCAUCAUUUGUAGUGCUCUGAGCUCAUAAUGGGACAAAAUGGACGUUGCUUCAUGAAGCAUUUAGUGUAACUCUAUUUAUCCUUCUGGUGUCUAUCUUUUUUGCAAUUUCUCAAUGUUUGAUACAUGGAGGCCCAGUUUGGUUCUAAAAAUAAUGUACUAUAAUAUUUCACUUUAAUCAUAAAAGUGUAAAUUUACACUCACUGUUUAUCAGUACUGCUUAAGAAGAGAAAAUCUGUUUUGUACAGUAAAUUAUUAUCUUAUUGUUUGAGAGAGCAUUGAUUUGAUUUGCACUUUAUGUGAACACACUGGAAAUGUAAUAAACUGCAUUUCUACUCUGUAUUAAGAUUAUUUAGAGACAUAAAUCU
Molecule: messenger RNA, 2236 nt
Organism: Micropterus salmoides (largemouth bass)
Lineage: Eukaryota; Metazoa; Chordata; Actinopteri; Centrarchiformes; Centrarchidae
Gene: slc17a8
Product: solute carrier family 17 member 8
Exons: 7
Coding region: 1-1116 (371 amino acids)
Biological process (GO): synaptic transmission, glutamatergic; monoatomic anion transport; regulation of synapse structure or activity
Cellular component (GO): synaptic vesicle membrane; excitatory synapse
Molecular function (GO): L-glutamate transmembrane transporter activity; neurotransmitter transmembrane transporter activity
Source: RefSeq, a predicted model, not a curated record